GGGCGGGGCUGCGGUUGCGGUCCCUGCGCCUGCGGCGGCGACCAACGCGCAGCUGGUGGCGAGUGGGAGUGGCAAGCCACUGUGUCACCCAAUUUGGAUCCUGGCUUCCCUCAAAAGACUCUUAAGGCAAAUGUUUGAUGACCCUCUGGAGAAGCCAACACUACAUGUAACUAAGAUAUAUAGACUUAAAAAAAAAUAUUACUAGUUUUGAACGGAUUUUUUUCCAGCCACAUUUGUAUAUAUGGGUUUUCCUCACCAAAAUGAUGACUUUAAGUCUAUCCCUGGAGCAUGUGGAUAAUGUAACAGUUGGGAUGCAGUGAUGUCGACGCUGUGUCCACCACCAUCUCCAGCUGUUGCCAAGACAGAGAUCGCUUUAAGUGGUGAAUCACCUUUAUUAGCAGCUACCUUUGCUUACUGGGACAAUAUUCUUGGUCCUAGAGUAAGACACAUUUGGGCUCCGAAGACAGAACAGUUACUUCUUAGUGAUGGAGAAAUAACUUUCCUUGCCAACCACACCCUAAAUGGAGAAAUCCUUCGAAAUGCAGAGAGUGGAGCUAUAGAUGUAAAGUUUUUUGUGUUGUCUGAAAAGGGAGUAAUUAUUGUUUCAUUAAUCUUUGAUGGAAACUGGAAUGGGGAUAGGAGCACAUAUGGACUAUCAAUUAUACUUCCACAGACCGAACUUAGCUUCUACCUCCCACUUCACAGAGUGUGUGUUGAUAGAUUAACACACAUUAUCCGGAAAGGAAGGAUAUGGAUGCAUAAGGAAAGGCAAGAAAAUGUCCAGAAGAUAGUCUUAGAAGGCACAGAGAGAAUGGAAGAUCAGGGUCAGAGUAUUAUUCCAAUGCUUACUGGAGAAGUGAUUCCUGUAAUGGAACUGCUUUCAUCUAUGAAAUCACACAGUGUUCCUGAAGAAAUAGAUAUAACUGAUACAGUUCUCAAUGAUGAUGAUAUUGGUGACAGUUGUCAUGAAGGCUUUCUUCUCAAUGCCAUUAGCUCACACUUGCAAACCUGUGGCUGUUCUGUCGUAGUAGGAAGCAGUGCAGAGAAAGUAAACAAGAUAGUAAGAACAUUAUGCCUUUUUCUGACUCCUGCAGAGAGAAAAUGUUCUAGAUUAUGUGAAGCAGAAUCAUCAUUUAAAUAUGAGUCAGGACUUUUUGUCCAAGGCCUGCUAAAGGAUUCAACUGGAAGCUUUGUGCUACCCUUCCGGCAAGUUAUGUAUGCUCCUUACCCCACCACCCACAUAGAUGUGGAUGUCAAUACUGUCAAGCAGAUGCCACCCUGUCACGAACAUAUUUAUAAUCAGCGUAGAUACAUGAGAUCAGAGCUGACAGCAUUCUGGAGAGCCACCUCAGAGGAAGAUAUGGCUCAGGAUACGAUCAUCUACACGGACGAAAGCUUCACUCCUGAUUUGAAUAUUUUUCAAGAUGUCUUACACAGAGACACACUAGUAAAAGCCUUCCUGGAUCAGGUCUUUCAUUUGAAACCUGGUUUAUCUCUCAGGAGUACUUUCCUUGCACAAUUUCUGCUUGUCCUUCACAGAAAAGCCUUGACGCUAAUAAAAUAUAUAGAAGAUGAUACGCAGAAGGGGAAAAAGCCCUUUAAAUCUCUUCGGAACCUGAAGAUAGACCUUGAUUUAACAGCAGAGGGCGAUCUUAACAUAAUAAUGGCUCUAGCUGAGAAAAUUAAACCAGGCCUACACUCGUUUAUUUUUGGAAGACCUUUCUAUACUAGUGUACAAGAACGAGAUGUUCUAAUGACUUUUUAAAUGUGUAACUUGUUAAGUAUAUUUUGUCACAGUCAUUAUUGCUGCUAAAAUAGCUCAGUGAUAUGGGACAUAUCAGUCCCUCAGGUCAUACCCCAGAAUCCUACUCAGCAAUGGCAGUUAAGCUUAGUUACACUACAGUCGUCACAAGAAGUCUACAAGGGGAUGUCAGGUGCGUUGUUAACAAUGGGUACAUCUUUUCCUUUGAUGUGCUUUCUUGGGAUACAGACUUAUGUUUACAAUUAUAAUAAAUAUUAUCACUGUCUUUUAAAGACAUAGGGAUAGCAUAUAAACUUGACCACAACUACUGUUUUUUGAAACUUAGGAUUCAUGGUUUACAUGUAUCAAAGUGAAGUCUGAGUUAGCUUUCACAGAUAUAAUACUAGUUGACUUUCCAUCUUUUGGUGUUUCUUAGUAUAUGGGAUUACUGUAAUACUAUUGUGAUUAGCUGAAAAUUAGAGCAUCUGAAAUAUUUCAGUUCCAUAGACAGGAAGUUAACUUGAACCUAGCAUAAGCUUUAGGAAAAAAAUAUUGGUCAAGCAGAUGUUUAAUUGAAAUUCAUUUUUAGAUCCUACUUGUAGACUUAGUCCUUCAAAUUCAGUCUGUGUAGAUAUGUCAAGCAGUGUAUAUCGUCCCAAUUAUGAUAAACUACAGUCAGGGUGGUUUUAGUUUGUUAAGCUCUGUCAGAAAAUAUAACAAUUGAAUUUUAUGUUUUAGUAGAUGUUGCCAACUUUUUAAAUUAAUUUUCAUUAUUUUGAGCCAAAUGGAAAUGUGUACCUCCUGUGCCUUUUUUUUCCCUUGGAAAAUAUAAUUACUUAGAAGAAGUUCGUAUUUCACUAGUCAGUUAUUUUCAUCUUGUUUUCUUCUUGUAUAGUCUUACCCUGAUUUGGCAAUCAUUGUAACUUAGAGAUUAUUAAAUGCAAUAGAGAAUGUACUAGCUAGUAAUAUGUAUUUUCAGAAAUAGAAAAUAGUAUCUUGUCUUCUUCUUGCUUAUAUUUCUGUGCAUAUUUUUGAAGUUAUUGCCAUGUCUCUGCCUGCAUUACAUGAGGAAUAGCAAGAGAAACUUUACUGACGUGCUAUUAUACUAGGUGCUACUUAAGCAGAACUAAGUGGUCUAUUUCUUUUGUUUCCUUAAUGUGUUUAAACCAUUUUGUUAGCUAUGAAAUAACUGAUUAACGUAAUUCUGUGCUGGAAUAAUGUUGACAUAGUAAUAUAUAUAAGCAUAAAAAGUGUUUUUAUUUAAAACUGUGGAAGUGACACAAAAGGGACAAAUAUUUAUAAGAAAGGGAUAAAAGUAAUAGAGCGCCUCUGCCCUUACCCACCAGAUUUAACCAAAAAUAUGUUCUGUUGUAAAAGGUCUUAAUAGCCUUUAAUGUCACUAAUAAGAAAGUUGUACAGUUUGAUUUUUAGACACACACACUGAACUUGAACUGCUCUGUAGCUCAGUCAUGAAAAACUGUACAAAUACCAUGUUGUACCCCUUACUCAAUGUUUUUUUAUAUGAUAGAUUAUUUAAGUGCUGACUAAUUUUUUUUUCUGGUUUAUUGUAUUGUUACACAGAGUGCAAGUUGUAUAGUGAAAUAAGUUAUUAAAGCAUGUGUAAACACUGCUACAUAUAUUUUCUCCUAGAAGGAGAAUUUUGAAUAAAAUAUUUUUGAAAUUUUGUCUCCUA
Messenger RNA from Pteropus alecto (black flying fox), 3434 nucleotides. It is a transcript of the gene C9orf72, whose product is annotated as chromosome unknown C9orf72 homolog. The record is from RefSeq and is a predicted model, not a curated record. Gene Ontology annotation, biological process: endocytosis; autophagy. NCBI's taxonomy places the organism in Eukaryota, Metazoa, Chordata, Mammalia, Chiroptera, Pteropodidae. The coding region runs from base 320 to 1765 and encodes 481 amino acids. Gene Ontology annotation, molecular function: guanyl-nucleotide exchange factor activity. The transcript has 12 exons. Gene Ontology annotation, cellular component: endosome; autophagosome.